ACCUGCAACUUGCAUUGCGUCAUCUUUGACCUAUCCAACUGAAUGGUAUCGUGGGACGUCUCGUAAUGUAACGUGCAAUAUGCGAUUAAUAGUGUUAAAUUUUUAAUAUAUGCGUUGAUAUCAUAUUGAAUAUAAGGGACUUUUAAAUCAUAGAAAAAAAUAAUAAAAAGAUGGCGCCGAAAAAUAAAGAAAACAACUCUGGUAACAAGAAAAAAAGACAAGUUUCUGAAGAAGAAGAUGAUGAAGAUUAUAGAAGGCGCCGUGAUAGAAAUAAUCAGGCUGUAAAACGAUCAAGAGUAAAAAGCAAAUUACGUACACAACAAACUCUGGAACGUGUAAACCAACUUAAAAGAGAAAAUGAGUUAUUGGAGGAAAAGAUAAAAAUGCUUACAAAAGAAUUAGGCUUCCUUAAGGACCUUUUCCUUGCCCAUGCUGGUUCCAGUCAACAUUCUAUGAAUUUUCAAGAUAUAGACCUGAAUGCUCUUCUAGCAGAAGAUACAAAACCUCUAGAAUUGCCUAAAACAACUGCUGAGCUUUAAUUCAAAUUUUUUGCCACGUGAAAGAAGUAACGUGGAUUUGAUAGAAUUUGAAGCAAAACGUACUUUAGCUCGUAUACUUCAAGUCCCAAGUUGGACAUCUUGGAAGGAUGCCAACUUCGAGUCCAUUCAAAAAAUUAUAAGAGCUGGACAACUUCUAUGUUGACUAUUAAGCAGCAUCAUUAAGAAGAUUAGAUAAAUGAUAUCAAAUAAAUGUUGAUUAAAAUGUAAGAAGAAUUAAGCACGAUAAAUGGCAUCAUAUAACAACAAGGAUGAAUGCAAAGUUGAUAUUUUAAGAUCGACAUAUACAGAUCAAAUUUGAUUACAUAAAACUCGAUUGAUGGAGAAAGUAUUUUCUCAACAAUUUCUCGGAGAAGAUAUAAUAAUUGUAAUAGUGGCCAUGAUUAAACAUGUGCUUUAAAAGUUAUGUACGAGAUUUUUCUGAAAAGUAUCUGAUCUAUGAGUAUAUUUUUGUAUUUAUAUAUGUAUUUGUAUGAAUACAAAUUAUACACAGGUUCACUUACAAACGUUUCCCCUAAAUGACGAAUACUCGUAAUAGCAUAUUUAGAUGCAAAAAUGUGCCCAUAGGUCGGAUACUUUCUAAACAAAUCUCGUAUACAAAAUAGAUUAUUGGAUAAAUUUUUAAAAGAGUGUAAUGAAAGGAUAGAGCGAAUAACGAAAAAGUAUUUCCAAUUAUUUCGUUCGAAUAAAUUCUAACGAUUUUAUAUUUUGAAUUUUGUAAAAUCGUUAGAUUCAUGAAAAAAUAAAAUAAAAUAAAACAUAAAUGAACAUUCCAAUAAUAAGGCAUGAACAUGCCUUUUAUAACUUUUUAUUUACAGAAAUUUUGAGGAAGUGUUCUGUAAACACUUUCAUUUAUUAAAAUAGAAUGCAAAUGGAACAAAUCAAUAUGUAACUCAUCAAUAAUAACAAAUUUUACCUUAUAUGUUUCAUAUGCUAAUUUGUAAUAGUGAGAGAGAAAGAGAGAGAGAGAGAGAGAGAGAGAGAGAGA
Molecule: messenger RNA, 1545 nt
Organism: Vespa mandarinia (Asian giant hornet)
Lineage: Eukaryota; Metazoa; Arthropoda; Insecta; Hymenoptera; Vespidae
Gene: Irbp18
Product: Inverted repeat binding protein 18 kDa
Biological process (GO): DNA-templated transcription; regulation of transcription by RNA polymerase II
Molecular function (GO): DNA-binding transcription factor activity, RNA polymerase II-specific; RNA polymerase II cis-regulatory region sequence-specific DNA binding
Source: RefSeq, a predicted model, not a curated record